GGAUCUUGAGAAGCUGUAAUCUCGCGUCAACUCGUGUCAGAAAGGGAUUGAAGCGAGUGUCACUGAGGGCAUAGCCCUAUUGGCAGCUGACGUGCUAGCUACUGUGCUACAUCUCUCUUGCGGCUCGACUUCCUCCGUUGCUGUGCAUGUCCGAGAAUCAAUGUAACAUCAACAGUUGCAUCUUGAGACCACACAUUCAAGGUUCUAAUCAUGACCACAACCAUAUAAAGUGGCUUACAGGGGACAUAGGGCUACCCAUCCCACUGUGCCUCAGAGCUCUUCUCAGAAUGGACAACAGUACUGCCAUUUCUUUGCAACAACUUGAAGCUGCAGCUAACGUGCUCUUUGCUGGAAAUUGUGCUUGGAUUGCAUCACUUUGCUUCUAUAUGUUUGACUUGUUCCUCACAAUUGACCAACAAGUUGCAUUCAUCUGGAGCCGCAAGUUGUCCAUCCCUACACUACUGCUCUUGCUUCUGCACUUAUCAAACAUAUUGCUUCUUGUGACCUUUAUUGGAGAACAAUCACCUUUGAACUGCAAGUGAUUUGGCCUUGUGGUAUAGCAAUCUUGGGAGUGGUAUCAUGUUUUACAUAGUCACAGCAGUUAUUGCAGCUUUGCGCAUCUACACAAUC
Rhodofomes roseus is the source of this 630-nucleotide messenger RNA. RefSeq lists its product as uncharacterized. The record is from RefSeq and is a predicted model, not a curated record. The coding region runs from base 147 to 542 and encodes 131 amino acids. Lineage: Eukaryota; Fungi; Basidiomycota; Agaricomycetes; Polyporales; Fomitopsidaceae. The transcript has 7 exons.